CGUCCUGAAGUCCUCAAGAACACCCUCCAUGAAUGCCUCUUCGUCGCCGUCAUCGCAUUCUCGGCCGCUUCGUCUAUAUUCCUGCAACGAUCCGUCAUGGUCAUUGCCGCGCAGAUAGGCGACGACCUGGUGAUGAGUCCAGCCGAGGUCGCUUGGGAAACUGCUGCUGCUGGAUUGACAACAGCGGCAUUUCUGAUCCCCUUUGGACAUGUUGCGGAUGUUUGCCCACCGAUUCUGACACGCAAGACUCUGUUGCUGCUCAGCCUCACGGCAUUCUCCUUGUUCGUGACGUUCACUUCAUUCGCGCAAAGCGGUGUGGUGGUUGAUAUCAUGUCUGGCCUGGCAGGUGUUGCUUGUGCGGCCAACAUCCCGAUUGCGGUGGGCAUCUUGAGUCUGGCAUACCCCGUAUCUUCUCGCAGGAAGAACUUGGUGUUCUCAUCUUUUUUGAUGGGCAACCCAGCAGCUACCAUCAUCGGCGGCGUCAGCUCAGGAGGGCUGGCCUCGCUCUACAGUUGGAAGGCACCUUUCAUAUGCCUCGGACUUCUUUAUGCUUCUAUUACUGUAUUGGCCUGGCUAGUCAUUCCCAAUGAGCCGCAUCCACAAGACCAAAAGAGCACAGAUUCCGAUGAGUUGAGCCACUCCUUUUUCCUUCUUUUAGGAGCACUCUGGCGCUUCGACUGGACUGGACUUUUCUUACUACUCGCUGGCGUACUACUGUUCACCGUCGCCUUGACAAUCGGACCCGAGGGUUAUCUACCUUGGAAGACUCCCGUUGUGAUUCUUCUCCUGACUAUUGGACUUCUAUCACUGGGGUGUUUCAUUCUCUGGGAAUACUUCACAAAGACACCAAUGAUACCUCCCGUCAUCUGGGAAGACUACACCGUGUCAUUAAUAUUUCUCGGAACACUGAGCUGUACUAUGGCAUCCUCAUCAUCUAUCUUCUGGGUUUCUAUGUUUCUACAGGAGAUAGAGAAUCUUUCACCCUUCAAUGUUGCUGUUCGACUGCUACCACAGGCUCUGGUUGGGUUAUUCAUCAGCCCUCUUGUCGGUCUGAUAAUGCAUAAAGUUCCCGGAACUGUUCUGGUUGGUAUCGCUGGCCUGUGCUCUGUCACCGGCAACCUCCUUCUCGUAUUCUUGCGUCAAGGAAACAGUUACUUUACUUGGAUCUUCCCAUCGAUCCUCUUAACAGCCAUUGGCAUGGAUUGGACGCUCAACACUAGCCAGCUUUAUAUUCUCUCCGCCCUUCCACUGAAACAUCACUCGAUCGGCGCAUCGCUUCUACAGACGACCCGGCUAGGUAUCCCUCUUGGAUUGGCCAUCACCACUGCAGUUUGGUCUUCU
Molecule: messenger RNA, 1341 nt
Organism: Pseudomassariella vexata
Lineage: Eukaryota; Fungi; Ascomycota; Sordariomycetes; Amphisphaeriales; Pseudomassariaceae
Product: major facilitator superfamily domain-containing protein
Exons: 5
Biological process (GO): transmembrane transport
Cellular component (GO): membrane
Molecular function (GO): transmembrane transporter activity
Source: RefSeq, a predicted model, not a curated record